UGUUCCAAUGAACCAUAUAGGUUUUAACAUGCUUAGCUAAAAAAGUUACAAGAUUUGUAUUUAAUUUUAAUUAAAGAAAUUUUCAAUAUGGACGUAAAAAAAGAAGACAAUGACCAAGAUCAAACUGCGCAGAUUACGCUUAGCAGCUGUCCAGGCACUACGCCCGCCACACCGUUGAGCAAAAACCAACUGAAGAAACAACGAAAACAUGCCGAAAUGCUUGAAAUGCGAAAAUUGCGACGACUGAAGGAGCGCGAGCGUCAAAAGGCGAAACGAGUGGAGGCCAAGGCUAAGGGGCUUCCACUCAGUGUGGGUCCUUCACGCAAGGAGCUGAAACGGCGCCAGCUAAUGGCAAUCAAUAAGCAAAGUUCGCCUGAUAUAAUCAGCGUGGCCAUCGAUUUGGAUUACGACGAUCUGAUGCACGAGCGAGAUGUGGCCAAGUGUGUGAAGCAAUGCCUACGCAUUUAUACGAUUAAUCGACGAGCCGCCCAGCCGUUGCGUCUGCACUUUACAGGCAUCAAGACCAAAGGCAACAUACACGAAUGCUUCAAAAAGAACGAUGGCUGGGAAAAUUGGCAUGUCGAUUAUCACUUCGAUCGUACACACAGUGAACUGUUCGACAAACAGAAAUUGGUUUAUUUGACCUGUGAAUCGGAUACGAUACUGGAGAAGUUAUUGCCUGGACAUACUUAUGUUAUUGGCGGUUUGGUCGAUCACAAUCACUUAAAAGGUCUCUGUCAUCAGCGGGCAACAAGUGCGGGACUACUUACAGCUCGCCUGCCACUCAGUGAGCACGUGGACAUGAAGACGCGCUCCGUGCUAAGCACCUUUCACGUCUUUGAGCUUCUGACACGCGUAGCAGCCAACCAGGGAUGGACGCAAGCGAUUCUAGAGACUAUACCGCAGCGCAAGGGUGCCAAGGCUAAGAACAAUAGCAAAGACAUGAAAAUUGUGCAAACGGAUCAGCAAGAGAAUGAUAAACAAAUGGAGAUCGAACAAGAGAAAGUUGAGAUAACUGAUGUGGCGGAGACAGAUGAACUUGGGGAUAAAGUAAUUACAGAGAGUUGACUUUUUCUUGUAGUAAAUUCAUAUUUCUAACUGUCCUUUCGUAUAAGGGAUUUUGGAUUAACAACCCUGUUCGUCUGUUCAUAAGUACAUAAGUAGAAGAAAUCCUUUACCACGACUGAAUCAAGUUUAUUUGAAAUUAUUGAUAAUUUUUUUAUAUUUCCAUACUUCCAUUUACCAUAUUUCUAUGGUAUCUACAAACGAUAUUUAGCUAUUUUAGUGUAUUCCUUGCGUAUAUUUGAGUGUGUGACUAUGUGUUCAUCAAGCUAAUAUAAUUCAGAAACAUCUGCUGCAGGGUAUACUCAGUCAGAUACACUAAAUGUUUGUAAA
Messenger RNA from Drosophila hydei, 1395 nucleotides. RefSeq names its product tRNA methyltransferase 10 homolog A. The transcript has a single exon. Gene Ontology annotation, cellular component: nucleus; nucleoplasm. Bases 88 to 1068 code for a protein of 326 amino acids. The record is from RefSeq and is a predicted model, not a curated record. Lineage: Eukaryota; Metazoa; Arthropoda; Insecta; Diptera; Drosophilidae. Gene Ontology annotation, molecular function: tRNA binding. Gene Ontology annotation, biological process: tRNA N1-guanine methylation.